Danaus chrysippus (African queen) is the source of this 1380-nucleotide messenger RNA. Lineage: Eukaryota; Metazoa; Arthropoda; Insecta; Lepidoptera; Nymphalidae. The record is from the annotation of a GenBank genome assembly.
AUGAACCGGAGACUAUCCGGUAUCAGACUUCAACCAGAAAUUAUUCUGUUUGUAAACAGUGCUUGGACAAUGCAUUCAUGUCGACAAUUAUUAUGUAGUUCUGCACGCUGGAAGAGUGCUCUACCAAUACACUUGAAAACACCCGUGUUAACAUUGAAACCUGAUCAGGGUGUAGUUCAAGAAUGUCGUCAAUAUUCAGCACGGAAAGGUUUCUUUUCCUCAAUCCUGGAAAACAUAAAAGAAGAUAUAGCCAAAAAUAAGGAAAUGAAGGAAAAUAUCAAAAAAUUCAGGGAGGAGGCUCAGAAACUUGAAAACUCAGAUGCAUUACAAGCAGCGAGGAAAAAGUUUCUUGCCGUUGAAUCAGAGGCAUCAAAAGGUUCGGAAGUGUUGAAAGAAACUAUCGAAGGCAUUAAGGGGAAGGUGGAGCAUGUUAUAGAGGAAGCCAGCAAAACUGAGAUAGCUAAAAGGGCGGGAAAAAUAACAGAGGACAUCUCAAAAACUGCAAAAGAUGCUGCGGAGUCUUUAGCUGAUAAGAGUCAAAAACUUGGUCAGACAUCGGCCUUUAAAACAAUAUCUCAGGCUACAGAGGUAGUUAAAAAUGAAAUGGCUCCUAAAGGAUUAGAAGGAAGAGUUUACACUUCACCGGCGACGUUACGGAAAAGACUUGAGGUUGCAGCUACCGAGCGUACGUUUGAGGCUGACCCCAACGCUACCGGCCUGGAGUUACACAAGGAUUCAAAAUUUUAUCAACAGUGGCAGGACUUUAGAGACAAUAAUCAGUACGUCAACAAGGUACUGGAUUGGAAAAUAAAAUACGAGGAAUCAGAAAAUCCUGUGUUCAAAGCGUCGAGGUUCGUGACGGAGAAGGUCAGCAGCUUGUUUGGGAACCUGUUCGAGAAGACGGAACUAUCACACACACUCACCGAGAUCUGCAAGAUAGAUCCUAACUUCACUUCACAGAAGUUUCUAGAAGACUGCGCAAACGAUAUCAUACCGAACAUUCUAGAAGCUAUGGUGAGAGGAGACAUGGAUAUAUUAAAGGAUUGGUGCUACGAGGGAGUCUUCAACAUAUUAUCAACGCCCAUCAAGCAGUGCAGACAGUUAGGAUAUAAAUUGGACUCAAAGAUACUAGACAUCGAAAAUAUAGAGCUAGUGAUGGGAAAAAUGAUGGACCAGGGACCCGUGCUAGUCAUCACCUUCCAGUCGCAGCAGAUGAUGUGCGUGAGGGACGCCAAGAACAACGUAGUGGAGGGUGACCCCAACAAGGUGAUGAGGGUCAACUACGUGUGGGUGUUGUGUCGCGACCCCCAAGAGAUGAACCCCAAGGCCGCCUGGAGGCUGCUCGAGCUGUCCGCCAACAGCGUCGAGCAGCUCAUAUAG